AUGAGUGCUUUUCCUAACGAUCUUCAGUUUGUAAGUGAAUUUGCUCAACAAGAUAUUUUGGCUCGCGGUCCUCAACACGAAACCGCUACACAAAAGACUGAGUCUAUUGUCAAAACAGAAGAAACAAAGAUAGAAACCAAUACUGCGAGCACAAAUGUACAAGUCGAAAAUGAACCUAAAGUUGAAAUUGAACAUGACAUUAAACCUGAACAGAUGGAUGUAGAGGAUUCCAUUGAUAACGCAAUUGCUGGUAAAAAGACAAAAGAAGGCUAUGAAAGUAGCGACCUUGACCUUUCUUCAGAUGAAAGUGAUUCAGAAGAGGAAGAAGAGGAAGAAGAGGAAGAAGAGAAAAUGACUGAUAAUAGAGGUACCAAGCGAUCGAAGAUGGAUUUGGAUGAUUUUGAAGACGAUGGAUUACUUGCAGAUGGCAUUGUCAAGACUGCACAUGAAAUCACUGACUUCACUAUUGAAAAGCCUCAGUUUGAAAUUACACCAGACACACCCUUGGUUUUGGCAGGCAACGUCUAUCAUGUCAUUGAUAAUGUGGUGGUUGUUCAUUGUCGCCCUGGAUCUGAAUUCAGUACUUUAGAUCAAGGCUCUUUAUUGGUCUUUGAGAACAGACAAGUAUUGGGUGAAGUAUUUGAGACAUUUGGUCCUGUUGCUCGACCUUAUUAUUCUAUACGGUUCAAUACUGCUCAAGAAAUUGAUAUGGCAUUGACUGUUGUGGGCGCCCCCGUCUUUUUUGUGCCCAGCUAUCAAAAGACACAGAUUGUUGAAGUCGAAGCACUGAAAAAGAUUAAAGGAAGUGAUGCUAGUAAUAUGUAUGACGAAGAAGUAGAAGAAGAAGAAAUGGAAUUCUCGGACGAUGAAAAAGAAUUAGAAUACAAGCGACAAAGGAAUCAAGCAAAAAAGAUGAAAAAGAAAAAUGCAAGAGGAACACCUAACAAGCAAACGCAUGGACCACCUCUCAGAAGAAUGCCUGUGGAUGACUUCAAUACAGCAUUAGACAAUUACCCAAUGCCUCCUCGUCAACAACAAAGCUAUGAAGAUUUGUUGGAUGAAUACACAGGCACUCGUCCUCAACAACAGCAACAGCAACAGCAACAACAAGCAUACCAAAGUCCAGAGCAAUUAGUAUCUGCUCUUUACCAAAACAAUCAACAACCACGUCCAAAAAAUCUAAUGUCAAUUUUUGGUCAAGCACCUCCACCUAUUUCUGAACUAGAACGUCAAGAAAAAGAAUCCAUGUAA
This is a messenger RNA of Gilbertella persicaria, 1251 nucleotides long. Its product is annotated as Gar1/Naf1 RNA binding region-domain-containing protein. Gene Ontology annotation, molecular function: RNA binding. Gene Ontology annotation, biological process: ribosome biogenesis; box H/ACA snoRNP assembly; pseudouridine synthesis. Bases 1 to 1251 code for a protein of 416 amino acids. The transcript has 4 exons. Gene Ontology annotation, cellular component: sno(s)RNA-containing ribonucleoprotein complex. The record is from RefSeq and is a predicted model, not a curated record. NCBI's taxonomy places the organism in Eukaryota, Fungi, Mucoromycota, Mucoromycetes, Mucorales, Choanephoraceae.